CAGCCAGGAGCCUGCGGGAAUCAGAGCGCUUUCUUUUGUCCUCUUGUUCGGGACCCCGACACAUGGGGUCAACACGGGCUGAAUGGGUUCAUACUGACGGCUGCCUUGGACGCGGACGCACGCAGACGCCGAUGAGAGCGCGCACUUAAUUAGGAAAACCUGGUCGAGCAAUUAAGCACGAGGAGAGAAGACGCGCGUAUUGGAGCGCAGAAGAGCUGAUUUAGCUCCCCAGUCACCUUGGCACCAUGAGUUGGAGCUUCCUAACUCGUCUGCUGGAUGAGAUCUCCAACCACUCCACCUUUGUGGGGAAGAUCUGGUUGACGGUGCUCAUCGUCUUCCGCAUCGUGCUGACAGGCGUCGGGGGUGAAACCAUCUACUACGAUGAGCAGAGUAAAUUUGUGUGCAACACGCAGCAGCCUGGGUGUGAGAACGUGUGCUACGACGCGUUUGCACCACUCUCUCACGUCCGAUUCUGGAUCUUCCAGGUUAUCCUGAUCACUACCCCGACUAUCAUGUACCUGGGCUUUGCCAUGCACAAGAUCACCCGCAUGGACGACAGCGAGUACCGGCCCAUCCAGAACCGGAAGAAGAAGAUGCCCAUCGUCAGCCGUGGGGCAGUUCGGGACUAUGAGGAGGCGGAGGACAAUGGAGAGGAAGACCCGAUGAUUGCUGAAGAAAUUGAGCCAGAGAAGCCCGACAAAGAAGAAAAAAACUCUCAGAAGAAGCACGAUGGUCGUCGGCGGAUUCUGCGUGACGGCCUGAUGAAAGUCUACGUGUGCCAGCUGCUGUGGCGCUCCGCCUUUGAGGUCGCCUUCCUUUUCGGCCAAUACGUCCUCUACGGCUUCGAGGUGAUACCCUCCUACGUCUGCACCCGCUCACCAUGCCCGCACACAGUCGACUGCUUUGUGUCCCGACCCACGGAGAAGACCAUCUUCCUGCUGGUGAUGUACGUGGUGUCUUUCCUCUGCCUGAUCCUCACCGUCCUGGAAAUCGUCCAUUUGGGGAUCGGCGGCAUCCGUGACACCUUCCGCAGACGGGCUACGCUCAACUCCCGAGCCCCGAUGCCGGCGCCACCGACCUCCUCACGUUCCAUGCCGACAGCCCCACCAGGAUACCAUGCCACCAUGAAGAAGGAGAAACUAAAAGGAGAGCUGAGGGAUUCGCCAAUGGCCGACUCCGGGAGGGAGAGUUUUGGGGACGAGGGGCCCUCGUCCAAGGAGCUGGAGCGGUUGAGGAGGCACCUGAAGCUGGCCCAGCAGCACCUUGACCUGGCCUACCAGGCAGACGAGGGAAUCCCCUCACGCAGCAGCAGCCCGGAGGUCAACACGGCUGCACAGACAGCUGCCGAGCAGAACCGCCUCAACUUUGCCCAGGAAAAGCAGGGAGAGGCGAGCGAGAAAGGAAUACGUGCCUGAGCGUGCUUCCUGCCACAAACGUCUGUCCUUCCAUUCCUACUGGCCUUAAACACAUGGGGGAAGCACAUAUGGGAAUGCAGUCAGACCACUGAGGGAGACCAAAGCGUGUAUGUGUGUGUGUUUGUAUGCAUGUGUGGAUGAGAGAAAAUGAGCCUUUCAGUAUUAGGGGUCAGUCGAAAAGAGAGGGAAAAAGAAAAAAAAAUGCUGACCAAGCUGUGUUGUGACAAAUGGUUCAUCUCCACGACUCUAAACUUGAAUGCCUGCCACAUAUCGAGUUUCUGCUUGCCGACCUACAUCCAAACCUUGACUGUGCCUUCAGCUAAAACCUUGUCUACACCCUGUUCUUUCACCCACUCUGUUUUUGUGGUAAUGCAAUAAUCCUCAUCCAUUUCAGACCUUGUAAGGAUCGCCGUAAGCUUCAAACUCCUGGCUGAGUGUAGUGCUUUUUUUGUUUUUUUGUUUUUUUGUUUUUUUGUUUUUUUGUCGUCUUGACAAAAGCAAGGCUCUCUUUUUAUAAAAUGUCGCCAAAUGUUAAUGCCUCACUUCGUUGAGGCUUGUUGGCCUCAGAGAGAAGCUCAAACAACACAGCCUUGGGUUAUGUCAUUUCUGGAGCGUGUGCAGCAGGCUUAACCUGUGCUAGAUGAAUCGUGUUUACUUUAAACAGAUCUGAUGUUAGGGAUUAUUGUUUAUUAGAAAGAGCCCACACCAUUUCAGGAAAUAACAGAAAUUUGAAGCCUGUAUAUUUACUCCAAACAUCCAAAAUGUUUUACCUGGGAAAUGCUUGAAUUCUUUAUCGACCAAUGUUCCAAGGACAUUCCAAGAGUAAUUUUAUGUACAAUCAGUUCAUUUAAAAUACUCAAUUUAUUUUACCAGUACUUCACAAAUGCCACCUGUUUCACAUGACUGUUGAGAAGUAGGCACUUGAUGUUGGUAAUCCUUUUUCUUCCCUAAAUUAUGUAAUAUAAAAAUGAUUCAUGAUGUACAUCAUUGCAGAAAGUUUAAAAUGUCGAGGAUUUUUUUUUUUUUUUGCUAACCAGCUGGAAACAUCUUUCUUCCAGGCUACUGUCAACAAUGAAACUCCAUCCUUGUCUUUUGAAAUUUACAUUCUUCUUUGGUUAGACAUACUUUCCAUCCUUGACAUGCACCACUACUCCUCCUUUGUGCUGAAACAUGGAUGCUUUUGUGCAUCAUGGAAAAAAAAAAGAAGAAAACCAACCCAGCUGAGGGGAAUGAUGACGGUCGGCUGCUAACACACAGCCUGGUGCCAUGUAAACACAUAAUCUUCGUUCAUCUUGAUCAAUAGCUUUCAGUGCUCAUGCAGAGUUCAUACUUUCUCAUCGCCUUGUCAGUUUGUUUUAUGAUCUGUGGCUGGAAAAAAAAGAAUUGCAGAUUGCCAAAGGAGCUGUUUGAUGCUGUGUUCUUGUAAUCAUCUCACUUCCAGUUUUGACACUUAUUGCAAGGUACGACAUUCCAUUUUGACUAUUGUACUUCAAUGGUUUAUACGUUGUUUUCUUUUCUUUCUUUUUUUUUUCUAUUGCAAGUUUUGUAGUUUUUGUAACUGUAGAGAUUAUUUUGUCUUCAGAGUAAAUAAAUAAAUAUAUUUGAACAAGA
This is a messenger RNA of Seriola aureovittata, 3026 nucleotides long. RefSeq names its product gap junction gamma-1 protein-like. The record is from RefSeq and is a predicted model, not a curated record. The coding region runs from base 246 to 1415 and encodes 389 amino acids. NCBI's taxonomy places the organism in Eukaryota, Metazoa, Chordata, Actinopteri, Carangiformes, Carangidae. Gene Ontology annotation, biological process: cell communication. The transcript has 5 exons. Gene Ontology annotation, cellular component: connexin complex.